This is a messenger RNA of Sinocyclocheilus grahami, 876 nucleotides long. RefSeq lists its product as uncharacterized. The record is from RefSeq and is a predicted model, not a curated record. NCBI's taxonomy places the organism in Eukaryota, Metazoa, Chordata, Actinopteri, Cypriniformes, Cyprinidae. The coding region runs from base 22 to 876 and encodes 284 amino acids. The transcript is spliced from 3 exons.
CUUCGAAGCUACAUCUGAAUCAUGGAACGUCGAACUCAGAAGAGUUUUUGUGGUGUUGAGAGUGUUUUGGAGGAGGUGAUGAGAAGCAGCGACGAAGAGCAGCAGAAAGACUUAGACAGGGAUAGCACAGUGUCAAGCGUAGAUUCAGCUCAAGAGAUGUUUAUUCAUGGACUCGAUCCCGUUUUAGAUCGGCCUUCAACUGACACAGAUGAGGACUGGAAUCCAGAGUCCAGUCCUGAGAGACAGAAGAGACCACGGCAGUCAUAUUCAUCAUCAUCAUCAUCAUCAUCAUCUGCAUCUGAGUCUCCAUCUGAAUCUGCUGCAGCUACUAGAGGUAGCGGUAAAGGGAGAGGGAGAAGGAGCCAGUCAGUCGCUGCUGUGUCCCCUAGCACCUCACAGAAAAGAUGGCAUAAUGUGGAUGAGGAUGACAUUGGGCCUCCCAAGCCUGUGUUUAGGCCUGCUCAUGAACUUGGGCCACAGUUGGUGACAACUGCAUCAUACACAGCACUGCAGUUGUUUCAGCUUUUCUUUUCUUCAUCUGUGCUGCAAACCAUCAUUCAGCACACAAAUGCCUAUGGAUCCAAAAAUCAGCAGGGAAGAGACAAGCCAUGGCAUAACAUCUCUGUAGAAGUCAUGAAGACUUGUUGUAUCAUGUCCUGUGGGAAGUUUCUGAACAUCACAAAUGCUCUUCAUCUUAGCGAUCCUCAGUAUGAUGAAGAAAAUGAAAAGAGGGGAACAGCAGCCUAUGACCGCUUGGGGAAGAUCAAUCCUCUCUAUGACAACACGAGGGAUGCCUGCAGAACAUUUUUUCAUCCAAAUCAGAACAUCUCCAUAGAUGAGAGGACGCACAGUGCAAAGGAGGGUGAAGAACAAUGA